Molecule: messenger RNA, 4350 nt
Organism: Cyclopterus lumpus (lumpfish)
Lineage: Eukaryota; Metazoa; Chordata; Actinopteri; Perciformes; Cyclopteridae
Product: neural cell adhesion molecule L1-like protein
Exons: 28
Coding region: 383-4114 (1243 amino acids)
Biological process (GO): cell-cell adhesion; brain development
Molecular function (GO): cell-cell adhesion mediator activity
Source: RefSeq, a predicted model, not a curated record
UUUACACACGCACAUAUUUUACUCAAAGCACUCGGUGUCCUUUGACCUCUGUCGCUUUUAAAAGAGAGACCCGACCUUGAGGAGACUUGAGUCGGAGUUGCUGACGGAGCCGUUUGGGCCGUCCGUCACAGACGCGGAGCUUCAUCGCUGAUCUCUCAACGUAUCGCAAAGGGAGCUGUGAUGUUUGUCGUGUCGCGGACUAAAAGUUGUCAUCACUUGGACACGACGAGCUGCUCAUGAGGGACCUGAAAACGAGAAACCAAGAGGAUUCUCGCUGUCGUCACUUCAGUUGAGGUCCUCUGUGCCUUACAAAUCCCAAGUGACGCCAGUUGAUCUGCAUCGAGACGUUCUCUGAUCUCCACCGUCUCCAUUCAGGAGGGAGAUGAGGUUGGUGGGGAGCCUGCAGCUUGUUCUGCUCGUGGCCUUGACCUCCACAGCCACAGGCCUCUACAUCCCUCUGGAAGUGGAGCAGCCUCCAGCCAUAAUAACUCGCACAUCUGGUCCCAUUAUUGCCCUCCCUUUUGACAACACCAUUACUAUCAGGUGUAAAGCCAGGGGCAACCCACCACCAGAGUACAGAUGGACAAAGGAUGGCGAAGAGUUUGUCCCUCCCUACAUCAUGACAGACCACACAGAUGGCACCUUUGUGCUUCACAACAAGCAUCUUGUCACGUUUCAGGGUAAAUACCGAUGCUACGCUUCCAACAAGCUGGGAACUUCCAUGACGGAGGAGAUUGAACUGAGAGUUCCCAGUGUCCCCAAGUUUCCAAAGGAGUUUAAUGUACCCAUUGUUGUUAAGGAGGGAGAGCCAAUCACCCUGGAGUGUAACCCUCCAGAAGGCGUGGCCCCACGGCAGAUCUACUGGAUGUCUAUUGGUCUCAAGCACAUUGAGCAGGAUGAGAGGGUUUCCAUGGGCGCUGAUGGCAACCUGUACUUCUCUAAUGCCUUACAGAAAGACAGUCGGCAGGACUACUGUUGCUUUGUUGCCUUCACCAAAAUACGCACCAUCGUCCAGAAAACCGCCAUGGCUGUCGUGGUCACAAACUUGAAACAUGGCAAUGAGUCUGCUGACGGCGGCAAUUCCACUAAAGCCCCCUCAGUGAGAAUACCCGGCCUGCUGCUGCCCUCUGGUGUUCAGACAGAGAAAGUGCUGUUGAUGGGAGAGAAUCUGCAGCUUGAGUGUAUACCACAGGGAUAUCCCACUCCAACGAUAACAUGGAUGAAAAUGGGAGACAAGCUGCCUCUUCGGACACAAUUUCUCAACUUUGGAAAGCUGUUGUCCAUAUCUUCAGUAGAUGAGUCGGAUGGUGGGAAAUACAUGUGUAAAGCCCAAAACUCUGCUGGAGAGGCUGUCCACUACAUUGAUGUAAUAGUGGAAGACCGGCCAAAGUGGGAGACAGGGCCUCCUCAAGGCCAGCUGACCGUGAUUGGGACUGAUGUUCAAAUCAAGUGCUCGGUCAGUGGCAAACCCACGCCAGACAUAACAUGGAGGAGGAAUGGAGAAUUGUUCAGCGAUGACCCGGGGAGCAGCAAGCGAGUGUUUGAUGACACCGUGGUCCUCCAUAACGCCCAAGCAGAGGACAGUGCCAUCUACCAGUGUGAAGCCUCCAACAGACACGGCAGUGUCCUGGCCAACAUUAACAUCAUGGUCAUGAAUAUGGCUCCACGAAUACUGACAAUUGACUUCCAAGAGUAUGCUGUAGUAGUAGGAAGGGACAUCGUCAUCAACUGCAGUGUUUUCGGCUCUCCACCACCCACCAUCUCCUGGGCCAAAGAUGAGACUCUAGAGCCCAUCGGGGGGGAACGAUUUUUUUCUCUGAAUGGAUCUUUGCAAAUCAUCAGUGCCGAAAAAAACGACAGCGGGAAAUAUGUGUGUGUUGCCUCUAACAAGGAGGGAAAGUCAGCGGUCACCGCCGUGCUGGAUGUGAAAGACCCUACAAAAAUAGAAUACCCACCUCAGGACGUGCAGAUCAUCAGUGGGACCACAGCCCAGUUGAUGUGCCAGGCAGAGUUUGACGAAAGCCUGCGUGGAACCUUUAAGUUGGCUUGGAGGAAGGAUGGGGAGGAGAUCCCACUUCUCCCUGAGGAAAAUUCCAGAUACUUUAUGGAUGAUGGCAUGCUGCAGAUCAUGAGUGUGAACCUGAGUGAUCAGGGAAUAUACACAUGCAUUGCGAGGACCAGCCUAGAUGAGGACAAUGCCACUGCACUACUCACUGUACUGGACGUUCCCGAUGCUCCAAGAAAUGUAGAGAUAUCCGAAAUGAAGAGCCCGAGAAAUGUUCACCUGUCUUGGAUACCUGGGAGUGAUCACAACAGCUCUGUAACAGAAUUUAUAGUGGAGUAUGAGGAGAGCCAAUGGGAGCCCGGCAGGUGGAAGGAGCUCCAGAAAGUCCCCGGUAACCAGGCAACAGCCGAGCUUGCACUACAAGGAUACCUUAACUACCAGUUCAGAGUGUAUGCUGUUAAUGUUGUUGGACCUGGACCCCCCAGUGAGCCCACUGAAAGAUACAAAACACCUCCUGUUGCUCCUGAAAGAAACCCAGAAAACAUCAAAAUUCAAGGCCAUCGCCCUCAUCAAAUGGACAUAAGCUGGGAGGCCCUGUUGCCUAUUGAACACAAUGGCCCAGGCCUCGAGUACAAGGUGAGCUACAGGAAACUGGGCGUGGAAGAUGUCUGGAAGGAGCAUCUGGUGAAAAGGCAAUCCUUUGACGUGAAGAACACGUCCACUUAUGUACCCUAUGAGAUCAAAAUUCAGAGCAGGAACAGCCACGGCUGGGGACCAGAUCCUAAAGUUGUCACUGGUUACUCUGGAGAAGACGUCGUCUUUUGGCAUUGUCUGCGGCAAAAUGUGUCAGUCCCGACUGCAGCACCACGGGACAUAGCAGUGGAGGUGAUCAACACCACCGUCCUGAGAGUUAGCUGGACCCCUGCUCCACCUGCCACAGUGAGAGGUCAUCUGGGGGGCUACGAUGUUCACUGGUUGAGGAAACGAAGUUGGCUGAACCCCAACAAGAUUUUAGAUGAGCGCCGGUCGCUGUCUUUUCCUGGGAAGAGGACUCAUGCCAUCGUGCCGGGCCUUGAACCUUUCUCCGAGUACAGACUCACUGUCAAUGUUUUCAACAAGAAGGGCAAUGGCCCCAACAGUGACCCGGUCACCUUCAACACUCCAGAGGGAGUUCCUGAGCAAGUGCCCAUUCUGACUGCCUCCAACGCUCAGAGAGACUCCAUUUUGCUGGUUUGGGGCCCACCGCUGGAGAAGAACGGCGUCCUCACUGGUUAUCUCCUGCAGCACCACCUCAUUAAUGAGACCACACUGGAGGUGGUUGAUUCCCAGGAGACGAACAUCACUGGGGCUGACACCACCCAGUGGCAGCUCCAUGGUCUAGAGGAGGGCAGCCUCUACCGCUUCCAUCUCAGAGCCUGCACUGGAGCAGGUUGUGGACCUCCGAUGGUCCAGGAGAGCAGCACCGUUAAUCCAGCACGUGAUGGCAACUGGCUGGUAUCAGAGGCUGUAAACGCUUCUCGAAGUUUCCACGUUAUUGAUGGGCUCAAACCGGGGACCGUGUACACCGUGCGCCUCAUGACCAAGCGGCUGCUCGAUAAUGCUAGCAUUUUUGAAGGUGUUAUCCAGACCCGAGUCAAAGGUGCAGAAAGUCAGCAGAGCAACUUUUCGACCCAGGGCUGGUUCAUCGGGACCUUGUGUGCUGUGGCGCUCCUCACCCUUGUCGUGCUCAUGGCCUGCUUUGUGCGGAAACAGAGAGGUGGCAAGUAUGCAGGUACGCCGCCGCCGCCGCCCCAGCGGCAAGACGUGUUCUCCAUGAGGAAAGUGAAAGAGAAGGAGGACCUCCACCCUGAUGUGGAGUCACAAAGAAUGAAUGAUGACACCUUCUGUGAAUACAGUGACAGCGAAGAGAAGCCACUAAAGGGCAGCAGCUUGUGUUCCCUGACUGGAGACGACGCGUUGGGGGACAGCGUCAGCAGAGACAGCAUGGUUGACUACGCCGACAGUGAAGGAGAAUUCAACGAGGACGGUUCAUUUAUCGGGGAAUAUUCUGCACGCACACACGGAGGCUCUGUUAGCGAGCCCAGUGGACCCAGACCAGUCACUGUAUGAAGCCAGUCUAAAAGGUCGACAUCAAAUAUUUUUCAAGAUACUUCUUUUUAUAUUCGGCUUCCCUGGGAUUAAAUAUAGCAUGAAUAGCCAAAUAUGGGGGGAUACAAAUGACUCAAAUGUUCAGAUGUUUUGCCCAGGGACUGGAAAGGAAAUAACACACCCACCACACACGUCGGUGUAAAAACCAUGUAAGUCUUUGUACAUACUGUAAGAGAAUGAACUGUAUCAUUUGAUUU